This is a messenger RNA of Nicrophorus vespilloides, 4158 nucleotides long. It is a transcript of the gene Pkn, whose product is annotated as serine/threonine-protein kinase N. Lineage: Eukaryota; Metazoa; Arthropoda; Insecta; Coleoptera; Silphidae. The record is from RefSeq and is a predicted model, not a curated record. Bases 693 to 3836 code for a protein of 1047 amino acids. The transcript has 11 exons. Gene Ontology annotation, molecular function: ATP binding; protein serine/threonine kinase activity; small GTPase binding. Gene Ontology annotation, biological process: protein phosphorylation; signal transduction.
UGAGCAUUUUCCAGGAUUGUCUCAGAAGGCGAAUGAAAUCCUUUUUAAUCUCUUUUGGUGAGGAGCGACGGUUCGUGCGGGGUGGAGUAGAGGGACGAUGGAAGAAGGGGACUUGACUUAAACCAUCCUCUCUCCGUUCGUCUCGCUUUGACUCGAGAUUCCUGGUAUAGCGUCGUCGCAGAGCGCGCGCCGCGACUCGUGUAUGUACUCAUCUCUGUCGGGCGGUCGAGCUCGAGUGUUGCCAAUGGGAAUGAGUCAGUUCGUUUACGCCGGUAUCGUGCUGCGCAUCGGAAUGUGAACAGGCCAGGCCAGGACAGGACAGACUUGUGUGUGUGUGCUUUGCCUGCUUUUGCGCUCCGACCGUGUGCUCCCAAUCAAGAUUCCAUCGUUUUCCAUCGAGAGACUUUUGUUUUGUUGUUGUUGUUGUUAUAGUUCCGAGCGGACCUCUCAGAGGGAGAAAGAGGAAACCUAGCAACAAGUAUUGUUAUUAUUAUUAUUCACCCUUCGCGCAACAGCAACAGUUGAGCAGUAUAGAAGGAAGAGAGAGUAUACAGUCUGUGUGAAGGAUUGCAGCCCGCUCCUCCCCCGGUGUGUUUUAAGCGAGUGAUGCUCGGUUUUCCCAAGCGCGCAGCCCACCAGAAGAGCGAGCUUCCCAACAUUGUUGUAAUGUGAUGUAAACUUUUCUCACCAAGAUGGCCGACUCAUAUUACCAGGGCGAUUACAUCCGGCAUCCGGUUCUGUACGAGCUGUCUCACAAGUAUGGACUGCAGACCGACAAUCUUCCGGACUCCGCGAAGCUGGAGGAGCUCAAGGAGAUCAUCCGGAAGGAGAUCAGGAAAGAGCUGAAGAUCAAGGAGGGCGCUGAGAAGAUGCGCGAGGUGUCGACGGACCGGAAGUCUCUUAGUCACGUCACCCAAAUAGUCAAGAACGCCAACUCGAAACUGAGGGAGCUCAAAAAUGAGCUGAGCGAAUUGGAGUCGCAGAUUAUCCUGUCGCAGGGCCAAACCACACCUUCGACACCACCCACGAAUGGCGAUUCCAUGUUCUCGCCGCUGUCGUCCCAUCAGAAGGAGCAGGACGGCGCCAACCAGGAUCCGCGACUGAUCUACCUGGAGAAGCAGCUGAACAUCGAGCAGAAGGUCAAGCAGGGAGCUGAGAACAUGAUUCAGAGCAUCACCGGAGGCCACACCAAGGACAAGAAGUUGCUCGCGGAGGCGCAGCAGAUGCUUCAAGAUUCGAAGGCGAAGAUCGAGUAUCUAAGGAUGAGGAUACUGAAGGUGAAACACAGCAUCAACAACAAGCAACACAGCACUGGCUCUGUGCACGACCUGACCGCUUCGAAUGGUGAGGCGCGCGAACUGGAGACCUCUUUGGAGGAGCGCAUCGAGGAUCUGCGGCAUCGUCUGAGGAUCGAGGCGGCCGUCGUCGAAGGCGCGAAGAAUGUCAUCAGGUUGCUGCAGAACGGGAGCAAAGAAAAAUCGGACAAGAAGGCGCUCUCCGAGGCCCAGUCCAGUCUCUCGGCGAGCAGCAAGAAGUUAGAUUUGCUCAAGAAGUCGCUCGAGUUGCGGCGGCAGGAGUUGCCGCCCAACAGUCCGGCCUACAAUCAACUGAAGAUGGAACUGCAGAACGUUCAAUCGGCGAGCCCAUUGCCAGUGCAGUAUACAAGUUUGCAGCCGUUCAGAGAGGUCACCGACGGAUCGACAUUCAAUACAUCACAUUCUACGUUCAGCCGUUGCGCCGCUGUUACGGGAACCCUUGAGGUAAGACUGAUGGGUUGCCAGGAUUUGCUGGAUGACGUGCCUGGAAGGUCGAGACGCGAUCGCGAUGUCACCUCCAGUCCAAGAAACUUCAUAAAAGGCGUCACCGGACGAUCGUCAUCAAAGAGCUACAGUGUCAAGGACGAGAUCAGCUCCGAGAUUAUGGCCGUCAUCAAGCUGGACAAUCAAGUCGUCGGCCAGACUAGUUGGAAACCGUGCUCACAACAGGCCUGGGAUCAAAGGUAUUCGAUUGAGUUGGAUAAAUCGCGCGAACUCGAGAUUGGCAUCUAUUGGCGGGAUUGGAGAUCGCUCUGCGCCGUCAAGUUCUUGAGACUGGAAGAGUUUAUCGACGAUGUGCGCCACGGAAUGGCGCUACAAUUGGAACCGAAAGGUUUACUUUUUGCCGAGAUUAAGUUCCUGAAUCCAAUGAUUUCCAAGCGGCCCAAACUCCAGAGGCAGCGGAAGAUUUUCAAGCAGGAGAUUACUCGCGCCAAUCAGAUGAAUAUUAACGUAGCCACCUGGGGCCGCCUGCUCAAACGCAGCACGCCUUCCAUACCGCAGACAAACAUAUCGCCGACAAAUUCUUUAGAAACACACUUUGAACUUGAGUCGCCACCAGAAGAUAAACCGGAAACUCCUGGUGAAAUGCCGGAUCCGCAGUUCGGCGGUUUGGGCGGGCACAGACCUCUGGGUGUGUGCGUAUUGCCGCCGUCGUUACCGCCCACUUUGCCGCUACAGCCGCCACCCGUUGCCAAGAAGAGGGCCCCGCAAACGCCACCCCCAUUGCCUCCUAGAUUAGAUUUAGACGAGAACGCUGCGUUGCGCGAAUUUGACUUCUUGCACGCAGAGGAAAGGGAGCCGAGGGUGGGGCCUUUAAUAUUAUCCGCACCCACAACUCCCAUAAUUUCACCAAAUGACAAUAUUAUGGUACCGCCCACACCUGAGCCAGUAGUCGAAUUCCCCGAUGACGAGGCUCCACUCUAUGAUGUUGCUAACGUGGUGCGACGUCCCGCUCCCAGGGAAUUGGCAUACAGAGACAGCGCUUACGAGUCCCGCCGGCACUCGCAAUACAACGGCAUGUCUUUGGAUAACUUCAAAUUAAUCAGCGUGUUGGGUCGAGGUCACUUUGGUAAGGUCAUCCUCUCGCAGUACAAGAACACCGGCGAGUACUUCGCCAUAAAGGCGCUGAAGAAGGGCGAUAUCAUCGCCAGAGAUGAAGUGGACUCGCUGCUCUCGGAGAAGCGAAUAUUCGAGGUGGCCAAUUCGAUACGACAUCCGUUCUUGGUGAACCUUUUCUCCUGCUUCCAAACGGAGGCGCACGUCUGCUUUGUGAUGGAAUACGCGGCCGGCGGUGACCUCAUGAUGCACAUCCACGCUGAUGUUUUCAACGAGCCCCGGGCUGUCUUCUACGCUUCAUGCGUGGUCCUCGGACUGCAGUAUUUGCACGAAAACAAGAUUAUUUAUAGGGAUUUGAAGCUGGACAACCUGCUCCUCGAUACCGAGGGGUACGUGAAGAUCGCCGAUUUCGGUCUCUGCAAAGAAGGCAUGGGCUUCGGCGACAGAACGGGUACGUUCUGCGGCACUCCCGAGUUCCUGGCGCCCGAAGUGCUCACAGAAACAUCGUACACUCGCGCCGUGGAUUGGUGGGGUCUCGGAGUGUUGAUCUUCGAGAUGCUCGUUGGAGAGUCUCCGUUCCCCGGUGACGACGAGGAAGAAGUUUUUGAUUCCAUCGUCAAUGACGAAGUCCGCUAUCCAAGAUUCCUAUCGCUAGAAGCCAUAGCCAUUAUGCGAAGGUUGUUGAGGAAGAAUCCGGAGAGGAGAUUGGGAUCAAGCGAUAGGGACGCAGAUGACGUUAGAAAGCAGGCUUUCUUCAGAUCGAUCAAUUGGGAAGAUUUGUUGCACAGAAAGAUACGGCCUCCAUUUGUACCUACAGUCCACUCGCUGGAGGAUGUCAGUAAUUUCGAUGAAGAGUUCACAUCGGAGAAGCCGCAAUUGACGCCACCCAAGGAGCCGCGACCUUUGACCGAUCAAGACCAAAACCUGUUCAAGGAUUUCACCUACAUGGCAGAUUGGUGCUGACAAGAUUCUGUUGAGAAGGAAGAAGCUAACACAUUAAGAGUUGCCAAAUUAUUUAAAGGAAGAAGCAAAAAAUAAUAAAUAAAUAAAUAAGGAAGAGAGACAGAGAGAAGAAAAGAGAAGAGAAGAGAAAACAAACACAAGUAUAUCCCAAACAGUAAUAAUCUUUAUCGCAUAAGGAGUUCAUAAGGAAAAAAUAAUGGUUAAGAGAUCUCUUGUUUUACGAUUACAUUUUAUUUCAAUUUAUUCUUAAUUUGAGAGAGAAAACGCGCGAAACGCGAAAGUUAGCAGUCGAGUUUUUUUUUUUAAUUAUUUAUGUAUAUUG